AUGAUAAAAGAGUUCUCUGUCAACACGAUGGUAAAAAUUUAUGAGAAAGAUCGGAACAAAAUUGAUAGUUCAGAAAUUUUACCGCUAACCAGAUCCGAAAAAAAUUUCUUCGAAUAUACUAUUCUUCACUUGGCUCUUUAUGUAGACGACGUUGAAUUCGUAGACUUCCUCUUGGAGAACGAUGCCGACACGGAACUGGAGACAGAAGAUUUGGCGUCGGUUAUUUUUUCGGCGAUUCGUUUAAACCGCUUGAACCAGGGUGCUAAUGUUCACGGAGAAGAUUACAAUGGAGAGUUUGACGACGCGGCGAUGAGUAUCGCUGCUCCGUCAAAUAACGUAGAAAUGAUAAAAUUGCUGAUGAAACAUGGCGCUGAUAUUAAUGUUAAAGACAUCAAUGACAUCUUGUCUUCAUUUUCCAGGAGUUUGGUUAACGCGAUAGAUGACAUUGAUCCUGAGUCUAGCCUUCAAGAUCUUCUGAAUGCUGGAUUUGAUGUCAAUAUUGUGAGCAAUGAUGAUGAAUUACCGAUUGAUAGCUAUGGAGACAAAGAAAAGUGCCUUGAGGUUAUGAAGAAGCAUAUUGUUAAGCUGAUGGCGGCUGGCUUUUACGUCUGCGACAGGAAUAAAGAAGUUGUUUCAGGAAGUGAAUUAAGAAAUUUUAGAGUUGAAUGUGAUACAGAAAUUGAAGUCAUGAAGAAUACUUACGGAAUAAUGACUGGAUUUUCCUUGUUUGAUAUACUGCACAGAUCUUAUCACAAAUUGGCGCUGAGGUUCAAGGAUGGAGAUGAAGAUAAGCUUGACGACAAAAUGGCAGCCAAGUUUCCUCUGUACGCAGGAAUGAUUAAGUAUCGCUUGGAAAAAGCUGGUCAACGAAGAAAAUUGUUCAAUCAAGUUGAAAAUGUUCUCUAUAAAAUUUAUUCUAGAUAUCUUCCUGCUACUUUUAUUCAUGAAAUGUUUUUUUAUUUUAGUAACAUUGAAUUGAGUAAAUUGGUGAAAAAUAAAUCAGAAUUCUUACCGCUAACCGGAUUCGUAAGAAAUUUAUUUGAAUAUACUAUUCUUCACUUGGCUCUUUAUGUACAUGACGAUAAUUUCGUAGACUUCCUCCUGGAGAACAAUGCUGACCCGACACUGGAGACAGAAGAUUUGGCACCGGUUAUCUGUGUAAAAGACACAAAUGAGAGAGAAAGUAGUAUUCUUAAUAAUGAAGGUAAUCAUCAUGUUUAUUAUAAUGAGUAUACUCCACUGGAAUAUGCUGUCCAUCUAAAUGCAUAUGAGAUCGCUGAAUUUCUCAUCAGCCAGGGCGCUGAUGUUCUCGGAAAAAUGGGCAUUGAUGGAGUUUUUAACGACUCGCCGAUGAAUAUCGCUGCUCUGUCAAAUAGCGUAGGAAUGUUGAAAUUGCUGAUCGAAAAUGGCGCUGAAAUUAAUGCUGGAGACGUCAAUGGUUUGACUCCUCUGAUGAAAGCAGCUGUUGAAGACCACAUCUUGUCUUCAUUUUCCAGGAGUUUGGUUAACGCGAUAGAUGACAUUGAUCCUGAGUCUAGCCUUCAAGAUCUUCUGAAUGCUGGAUUUGAUGUCAAUAUUGUGAGCAAUGAUGAUGAAUUACCGAUUGAUAGCUAUGGAGACAAAGAAAAGUGCCGUGAGGUUAUGAAGAAGCAUAUUGUUAAGCUGAUGACGGCUGGCUUUUACGUCUGCGAUAGGAAUGAAAAAGUUGCUUCCCGAAGAAAAUUAAGAAAAUUUAGUGUUAAAUGUGAUACAGAAGUUGAACUUAUGAAAAAUAUUCACGGAAUAAUGGCUGGAUUUUCCUUGUUUGAUAUACUGCACAGAUCUUAUCACAAACUGGCGCUGAGGAUCAAGGAUGGAGAUGAAGAUAAGUUUGACGAUAAAAUGGCGGCCAAGUUUCCUCUGUAUGCAGGAAUGAUUAAAUAUCUCUGGGAAAAAGCUGGUCAACGAAGAAAAUUGUUCAAUCAAGUUGAAAAUGUUCUCUAUAAAAUUUAUUCUAGAUAUCUUCCUGCUACUUUUAUUCAUGAAAUGUUGUUUUAUUUUAGUAAUUUUGAAAUGAAUAAAUUGGUCGAAAUUAAGUAA
Molecule: messenger RNA, 2079 nt
Organism: Cotesia congregata
Lineage: Eukaryota; Metazoa; Arthropoda; Insecta; Hymenoptera; Braconidae
Source: the annotation of a GenBank genome assembly